Messenger RNA from Lactuca saligna, 1110 nucleotides. The record is from the annotation of a GenBank genome assembly. NCBI's taxonomy places the organism in Eukaryota, Viridiplantae, Streptophyta, Magnoliopsida, Asterales, Asteraceae.
AUGGCGAAUCCGCGGUGUUAUUUGGAUAUAAGCAUCGGAGGUGAGCUUGAAGGGAGAUUGGUUGUGGAGCUAUACAAAGACAUUGUUCCCAAAACUGCUGAGAAUUUUAGGGCUCUUUGUACUGGAGAGAAGGGGAUUGGUCCUAACACUGGUGUUCCCCUCCAUUUGAAGGGAUCAUGUUUUCAUCGUGUGAUCAAAGGUUUCAUGAUUCAAGGAGGCGAUAUAUCUGCUCGAAAUGGCACAGGAGGAGAAUCAAUCUAUGGUUUAAAAUUUGAAGAUGAGAAUUUCGAAUUGAAACAUGAAAGAAAAGGAAUGCUAUCAAUGGCCAAUUCUGGUCCAAACACAAAUGGCUCUCAAUUUUUCAUCACAACCACACGUACAUCUCAUUUAGAUGGGAAACAUGUAGUUUUUGGUAGAGUUAUAAAAGGAAUGGGAGUUGUUAGAUCAGUUGAGCAUACUACAACUGUAGAAAACGAUUUACCUACUCAAGAAGUUGUUAUACAAGAUUGUGGGGAGCUUCUAGAAGGAGAAGAUGAUGGUGUUUGUGACUUUUUUAAAGAUGGUGAUACUUAUCCUGAUUGGCCUCUUGAUCUUGAUGUUAAACCUGAAGAAGUUUCAUGGUGGAUGACUGCUGUUGAUGCCAUUAAAACUUUUGGGAAUGAACAGUUUAAGAAGCAAGAUUACAAAAAUGCCCUUAGGAAGUAUCGUAAGGCUUUGCGUUACUUGGAUAUCUGCUGGGAGAAGGAAGAUAUUGAUGAAGGGAAAACUGAUUCUUUAAGGAAGACAAAAUCACAGAUAUUCACAAACAGUUCUGCUUGCAAAUUGAAACUUGGAGAUCUGAAAGGAGCAUUACUGGAUGCUGACUUUGCACUUCGUGAAAUGGAUGAUAAUGUGAAAGCUCUUUUUCGUCAAGGCCAGGCAAGUAUGGCACUCAAUGACAUUGAUUCAGCUGUUGAAAGUUUCAAGAAAGCACUGGUGUUGGAACCUAAUGAUGGUGGAAUAAAGAAAGAGCUAGCUGCAGCUAAGAAGAGGAUUGCUGAUAGGAGGGAUCAAGAAAAGAAAGCAUUUGCCAGAAUGUUCAAGAUUCCGGAAACAUGUUCUCAACUCUAG